AUGAAAGGGAAGGAUGGCAAGGAUAUAAAACACUUCACUACUGAGAGGCAAAGGAGAGAAAACUUGAAUGACAAGUACAAGGCCUUGAGAAAUUUGCUUCCCAACCCCACCAAGCAUACCAAGAAUGAUAGAGCAUCAAUAGUGGGAGAUGCUAUAGAAUAUAUCAAAGAGCUUCUUAGAACAGCUAAUGAACUUAAGAUUCUGGUGGACAAGUGA
Ilex paraguariensis (yerba mate) is the source of this 216-nucleotide messenger RNA. The record is from the annotation of a GenBank genome assembly. Lineage: Eukaryota; Viridiplantae; Streptophyta; Magnoliopsida; Aquifoliales; Aquifoliaceae.